Molecule: messenger RNA, 974 nt
Organism: Erpetoichthys calabaricus (reedfish)
Lineage: Eukaryota; Metazoa; Chordata; Cladistia; Polypteriformes; Polypteridae
Product: gamma-crystallin M2-like
Exons: 3
Coding region: 324-929 (201 amino acids)
Biological process (GO): visual perception; lens development in camera-type eye
Molecular function (GO): structural constituent of eye lens
Source: RefSeq, a predicted model, not a curated record
GGCACCGUAUAAUGGAAACAAACAGACUGACGGGGUAAUUUUCUUUCUUAUCGCGCUAUGAACGCUCUGUCGCCCUUUCAACAAAGGCUCAUAGCUGCGCGGCUCGCUCCCGGCUAUUUGAUGAAUCUGCCGUUCUCUUAUCAUGGAUUAAUGGAUGAAAGGUCCUCGUUUUGUAGUAUAAAAGCAGCGAGUGGCUGAAAUGUGCCAACUAGGACAUCAGAAGUGAUGAAUCAGGGAUUUAUGUAUAGAGACAGAUCAGAACUUUAGCAGCCCUGUCGAUGUCAAAAUUCUAUUCAUUAAAAUAACAAAACGUGCAUUUUAUAAUGGCGGGAUAUAAAAACGAACCCCAGGCUUGGUGCCAUAAGCGAACAGAUCAAAGCCGCGGAGGGAAGCCGAACAAGAUGGGCAAGAUUACAUUCUAUGAAGACAAGAACUUCCAGGGCCGCUCCUAUGAGUGCAACAGCGACUGUGCAGAUAUGCAGUCCUACCUGAGCCGUUGCAACUCAGUGCGGGUGGACAGUGGCUGCUGGGUCCUCUACGAACGGCCCAACUACAUGGGCUACCAGUAUGUCCUGACCAGGGGCGAGUACCCUGAGUACCAGCGCUGGAUGGGCUUCAAUGACUGCAUCAGGUCCUGCCGCACAUUCACCUAUCCUAGUGGAGGACCAUACAGAGUGAGAAUUUAUGAACGCCCAGAAUUUGAAGGCCAGAUGAUGGAGUUUGUUGAUGACUGCGAGUCUGUGCAAGAUCACUUCCGUUCUCGCGACAUCUACUCCUGCAAUGUCAUGGAUGGCUACUGGACCUUCUAUGAACAUUCCAGCUUCAAAGGAAGACAGUACUUCUUGAGGCCUGGAGAAUACCGGAAGUUCAGUGACUGGGGAGCAAAUUGUGCAGCGAUUGGAUCGUUCCGAAGAAUUACUGAAUUUUAAUUUUGUUUUACUAAAAGAGCUUUUACUCAUGGCAAAGCCAAUAAA